UGGUGGUGGUGGUGGAGAAGAGAAGAGGAGUUCAAGGCAAAGAGGUGAGAGGAGAAGAUCUUCAAAACCAAAUCCAAGACUGAGUAAUCCACCAAACAAUGUUCAUGGUGAGCAGGUGGCAGCAGGGUGGCCCUCUUGGCUUUCCAAGGUUGCUGGUGAAGCCAUCAAUGGAUUGACCCCUAGGAGAGCUGACACUUUUGAGAAGCUUGAUAAGAUUGGGCAAGGUACAUACAGCAAUGUUUACAAGGCUAGGGAUACUUUAACCGGAAAAAUUGUUGCCCUAAAGAAAGUCCGUUUCGACAAUUUGGAGCCCGAGAGUGUGAAAUUCAUGGCCAGGGAGAUUCUGAUCCUGCGUCGCCUGGAUCAUCCCAAUGUCGUCAAAUUGGAAGGUCUAGUGACUUCUAGAAUGUCAUGUAGCUUAUAUCUUGUCUUCGAAUACAUGGUGCAUGAUUUGGCUGGACUCGCUACAAAUCCAGCGAUUAAGUUCACAGAGCCUCAGGUUAAAUGUUACAUGCAGCAACUAUUUUCGGGGCUGGAACAUUGUCACAACCGUCAUGUGCUGCAUCGUGAUAUAAAGGGAUCAAACCUUCUUAUUGACAAUGAUGGAGUUCUUAAAAUUGCUGAUUUUGGAUUAGCAUCGUUCUUUGAUCCUCAUCACAAGCAUCCUAUGACCAGUAGAGUGGUGACUUUAUGGUAUCGUCCUCCCGAACUUCUUCUCGGGGCCACCGAAUAUGGUGUCGGAGUGGACCUUUGGAGUGCUGGCUGCAUUCUUGCUGAAUUGUUGGCCGGAAAGCCAAUUAUGCCUGGUCGAACAGAGGUGGAACAGCUACAUAAGAUAUUUAAGCUAUGUGGUUCUCCUUCUGAUGAAUAUUGGAAAAAAUCAAAGUUGCCACAUGCAACAAUUUUUAAACCCCAACAAUCGUACAAGCGGUGCAUAGCAGAUACUUUUAAAGAUUUUCCGCCGUCAUCCCUUCCACUUAUUGAGACCCUUCUUGCAAUCGAUCCAGCAGAGCGUCUGACUGCCACUGCUGCAUUGCAUAGUGAAUUCUUUACAACAAAACCUUAUGCUUGUGAUCCCUCAAGUCUUCCAAAAUAUCCUCCCAGCAAGGAGAUGGAUGCAAAACUACGUGAUGAAGAAGCUAGAAGAUUGAGAGCAGCUGGUAAAGCUAAUGCUGAUGGUGUCAAGAAAUCCCGACCACGCGAUAGAAUUGGCAGGGGAAUUCCAGUUCCAGAGGCUAAUGCUGAAUUGCAAGCAAAUAUUGAUGUAUGUCAGAUAAG
Messenger RNA from Arachis ipaensis, 1278 nucleotides. The record is from RefSeq and is a predicted model, not a curated record. Lineage: Eukaryota; Viridiplantae; Streptophyta; Magnoliopsida; Fabales; Fabaceae.